Dendrobium catenatum is the source of this 1065-nucleotide messenger RNA. RefSeq names its product oxygen-evolving enhancer protein 2, chloroplastic. NCBI's taxonomy places the organism in Eukaryota, Viridiplantae, Streptophyta, Magnoliopsida, Asparagales, Orchidaceae. The coding region runs from base 64 to 870 and encodes 268 amino acids. Gene Ontology annotation, biological process: photosynthesis. Gene Ontology annotation, molecular function: calcium ion binding. The transcript is spliced from 4 exons. Gene Ontology annotation, cellular component: photosystem II; extrinsic component of membrane; photosystem II oxygen evolving complex. The record is from RefSeq and is a predicted model, not a curated record.
UGAUUUUCACUCUACCAGAAAAAGCUCACAAAUUUCGGAGUGUUAGGGCAAAGAGAGAGAGAGAUGGCAACUACUGCUUGCUUCUUCCACAACCAUGCUCCCUCCCCGGCCACCGCCGCCGCCACCGCCACCUCAAGGUCUCAGCGCCUUGUACCAAGCAUCCGCCCUACCCAUCUUGUCGUCCGGGCUCAGAGGCAGGCGGCAGCCAUGGCCGAGGAGAACAACUCUACUGCAGUCUCACGCAGAUUGGCUGUCACCAUCCUCAUAGGCGCUGCCACCAUCAGCACCAAGGUCUCACCGGCCGACGCUGCCUAUGGAGAAGCUGCUAAUGUCUUUGGCAAGCCGAAGACUAACACAGACUUCCUCCCCUACAAUGGCAAUGGAUUCAAGCUCUUAAUACCAUCCAAAUGGAACCCAAGCAAGGAGGUAGAAUUCCCUGGCCAAGUUCUCAGAUAUGAAGACAACUUUGACUCUAACAGCUAUGUUUCAGUCAUCGUCACUCCCACAGACAAAAAGUCAAUCACUGAUUAUGGACCACCCGAGCAGUUUCUCUCACAAGUUGGUUUCUUGCUAGGCAAACAGGCUUACUCUGGAAACACACAAUCUGAGGGAGGGUUCGAUGAAAACUUGGUUGCUACUGCUAAUAUACUGGAAUCUUCGGCGCCGGUGAUCAAUGGGAAGCAAUACUAUUUUGUUUCAGUGUUGACGAGGACGGCGGAUGGUGAUGAAGGUGGCAAGCAUCAGCUGAUUUCUGCAGCUGUGUCAGAUGGCAAGCUCUACAUUUGCAAAGCACAGGCAGGUGACAAGAGGUGGUUCAAAGGGGCAAGGAAGUUUGUGGAGAGCGCAGCCAGUUCGUUCAAUUUAGCAUGAUUAAGAAAAUGUUUGCGUCAGGAUUAUAUGUGUUUUAUUUCUUUGGUUGUAAAGUAAUGAGAUUAAUGUUAUCAGAACUGCUAUCUUUGAGGAUCAAAGAAACUGGCAUUUGCUAAAUGAUGAUUCACUUGCAUAUGCAUUAAGAGAGGAUAUUAUAUAUAUGAUGAUAGUAACUCCGAAAAACUUUGCAUUUUA